AUGGCCGCGAACAUGCAACACAUGGCGGGAGCGGCGGGAAUGAUGCAACAGCAACCGCCGCGUCCCCGACCCUCCCAGGUUCAGUUGAACCAGUUUCUUUACCAGACCAUGCUCGCCCAGCAACAGCCUCACACAGGCUGGCAAGCCGGCGUGGCUAUCCAGGAGCGCAUGAUCAAGUGCCAUAACUUGAUCACAAACAUUGGCCUUGCCGUGCCCUCCAUUGAUUUCAUGAAGGCAGCAGAAGUUGGCGUGAACUUCGAGCGCGAUGCCUUCAACAAGUGUCAAGAUAAGGCUCAAUACGAGGCCCAAAUGAGCAACAAGACGAACGAGUUCUUCCGACGACGACAGGCGAACGAGCAGACCAUGACCAACAACCUCCAAGCCCAAGCUGCGGCACAGGCUCAACAACAGCUCAUGAUGAAUCAAAACGCGGCUAUGCAGAACCAGAUGGGGCGAGGAAUGGGCCAGAACCAACAGCAGGGCUUCCAGCAUCUCCAGCACCAGAUGCAAGCAUCGCAGAUCCCUCAACAGGGCCAGAUGGGUGUGAACAUGGGAAACCAAGGUGGCCAACCGAUAGGGCCCAACCAGCAGAUGUUCCAGAUGCCCGGUGGACAAGGACGACCACAAAACGGCAUUCCCACCGACGCCUCAAACCUCACACCGCACGAUCAGCAAAAGGUGAUGGAACUCGCCCAAAAGAUGGCAUCCGCUUGCCCCGAUCCCCAGAAGAAUCACUACCGCAAUAUUGUGCAGACCCGGUUCGCACAGAGGGCACAGGAAUACACCGCUCAAGGCAAGGAUCCGGUCUUGAUCUGGUUCCAGCACCAGGCCUUCCAAGGCCUGUCAAAAAACGCCGCUCUGGCCAGACAGCGACAGCAACAGGGCGGCAUGCCGCCCAACAUGAACCCUGCCCAAGCCCAGGCCAUGAUGCAAGCCGGCAGAGGACAAAUCAACCCGGCGAUGAUGAACGCGGCAAAUAUGCAGUCUGGCAAUGGGGACUUUGGCCAGUUCACCAUGGAGAGCAUCAUGAACCAACAAAAGGCGGGCAUACUAGCCCAGGAGCAAGGCCAGAUGGUCGUGCCUGCGAGCAACGGCCCAGCGCGUAACGCCACGCCGCAACCCAUCGCUGGGGGUCAAGGUCAGGGAAUGCCUAAUCAGCCUGGACAGAAUCAAACACCGCGACCAAACCAGGCUCAGCAACAGUUGAGUAUGCAGCAGGCGCAACAACUCAAGAUUGAGCAACAGCAGUCGCAACACGCGGCACAGAUGCGUGCUCAACAGCAAGCCAGACAAUUACAGGGGCAGCCGAACGGUCUCGGUGGCGCACCGCCAUCCCAGAGCCCGGGUAUGAACACCCUGAACACCCCCAUGCGCCGUCCUCCGAGCGCCAUGAAUCCCAUGGAAGGCCAGAAUGGGCAACAGGCAAAUGGUCCCUUUGCUGGCACUCUCGACCCCCGUUUCAACCAGGGCAACCAACGGCCGAUGGGCGCAGCGGGCAACAUGAACAUGACCAACACCCCGCUUUUCCACAGCAUGAUGGCAAGCAUGAAUCCCGAGCAAAGGCAGGCUGUCCACGGUCUGCCACCCGACAAGCUGAACGAAGUCAUGCAGAAGUGGCAGGAGCAACAGCGCAAGAUGCAAAUGAAUGCUAUGGGCAACCCAGGCCAGAUGCAGGGUCGACCAGGGCAACUUGGACAAUUCAACGUUGCCAAUGGCAAUCAAUUCAUGAACAACGGCAUGAUGCCUCAGCAAGCGCAGCCAGGUGCUCCUGCUCCUAACAACCAGCAGCAACUCAUUGCUCAGCAGCAGCAGAUGCUGAACCGAUUGAGAAACCAGCAAACACCUGUAGCACCGGCUCACCAGGUCAUGAUGGACAGCAUGGAGCUACCGCCACCAGUCCUCCAACAAGUAGGCAACCAGCUUCGCGCUCCUCCUGAGGUACGCAAGUGGAAGGACCUCCGGCAAUGGCUCGCACAAAACCCCGUACAGCCACAGUUGCAACAACAUCUCGAGAGAAUUCAGAGAUCGCAGUUCGCGACCUACAUGCAGAGGCAGAUGGAGAAACGCAACCAGCAGCAGGCAGCAGCGGCGGCAGCGCAGCAGCAACAAACGCAGCAACCGCAACCGCCUCAAUCUCAGCCGCCUCAGCAGGUCCCGCCACAGGCUCAACUACAGCAAAUUGCACAGCCGCCUCAACAAGCUCAACCUCAAGGACCAGCGCAGCCACAGCAGAACGGGAUGCAGCCCGGCAACGGCGUACAGAAUCCGCAGGCACCCAACCAACCAGGCAUGCCGCCUGGCAUGCCGAGUAUUCCAGCUCACAUGAUUCAGGUGACGCCAACUGAUAUCAUGAACGCUCGCAAGGCCAACCCCAAGAUUGCUAGCCUUACCGACGAUCAACUGAGACAGUUCAUCAUCCAGAUUAAGCAACGGCAGAUGGCUGCCGCGAUGCAGAAAGAGAUGGCCAUGCGCCAGGCUCAAUCACAAGGGCUACCGGCGCCGGGAGGACCAACCAUCCCAGUGUCUGCACCUCAACCACCCCAAAUGCCACAGCCCGGUAUACCCGCAAAUAUCACCCCGACGCCCGCGCAAGCGCCACCGGCACCGCCGAAGCAGCAGAGCGCUACUCCUGAUCAGAAGGCCGUUGCCAACGCCGCGGCACCACGGAACAACAACACCAACAACAACAACCGUCCGGCCUCGAGCAACCAAGCACAGCCUCCGAAUCCCUCGCCUGCGACGCAGCAGAAGAACCUCAAGCGACCCAGCACUGACGAGCCUGCCGACGUCCCUCAGGCAUCUCAGCAGCCUCAGAGGCCAACUGCCCAACCAGGCCAGAUGCGCCCGUUCCCGAACUUCACCCCAGAGCAAAUUGCGGCCAUGAAUCCUGAGCAAAGGGCCAAGUACGAGGCAAUGAAGAAUCGCCAACAGGCCAUGCAAGCUGCAGGCUCGGGCAUUGCACCUACGGAGAACGACUUUGACAAGCUCAGGCGCAUUGGUCAAGAAGAGCAGAGGUUGAUGAUGACGGAGCAUAUGCCUGAUAUCCCCAUGCCACCCGAGCAGCGUACAGAGACUUGCACCAAGCUCAUGAAGAUCGUGGUCGACAUGGGCAAGAUUGGAAAGGCCCUGGGACGCUGGUAUGCCGCAACCCGUGAUGAUCAGCGCGCCAAGAGCUAUUUCCGAGCUGUAAGUAGACAAUCAUGCUCGUUGCUGGUUUUUGACAGUUUACUAACAUGA
Colletotrichum scovillei is the source of this 3237-nucleotide messenger RNA. RefSeq lists its product as uncharacterized. Bases 1 to 3237 code for a protein of 1078 amino acids. The transcript has 3 exons. The record is from RefSeq and is a predicted model, not a curated record. Lineage: Eukaryota; Fungi; Ascomycota; Sordariomycetes; Glomerellales; Glomerellaceae.